Messenger RNA from Vanessa atalanta (red admiral), 2287 nucleotides. RefSeq lists its product as uncharacterized. The transcript has a single exon. NCBI's taxonomy places the organism in Eukaryota, Metazoa, Arthropoda, Insecta, Lepidoptera, Nymphalidae. Bases 102 to 2147 code for a protein of 681 amino acids. The record is from RefSeq and is a predicted model, not a curated record.
UUUAUAGCAUAUAUGUAAUACACAUUUAUGAAUAUAUUAUUUUUUUCAAAAUCUUGCGCUUAAUUUAAAUAUUUUGUGGUAAAAUAUAAUUUUGCUUUAAAAUGCAGCAUAAAGAGAGAGGUCCCGAGGAGAGCCAUGAGAUGAGAGAGCAGCGUCACAUGCAGGUCCUAUAUUCGAGGCAUACUCGAGAACGACAAGUUUUUAUGCAAGAACUUAAUGAGAUCCGAAGACGAAAAGAAAAAAAUGUGUUAAAAACUGUUAAAAAACUGAUUGGUCCGACGUGGUUGCAAGCCCUUAGUGUACCUCAAAGAAAUGCAUUGAACUCUUUAGAAUUCUCUAUUUAUCAGGAUAUACUUGAAGGUCGUCCUGUAAGAACUGCAAGUAUUAUGCGUCAACUCGGAUUAUAUCCAAGACCAAACAAUGUAGACCUUAUGAAUUGUGUUCAUUUUGGUCGUGAUGACCCGAAAAAAAUGUUAGCUCAGCUGUUUCUUAUUACCUACGGACAUCCGAUAGAAGGCAAAAGAUCAUUGUACGACCUUAAUUCUAGACUUAUAUUAUCGGCCAUCUUAUACCUGGGCCUUGAUAACUUACUGGAACUUUUAAGAAAAAGAUUUAGGGCUACAGAUGUAAAAGAAUCACCAGAGAAAAAACCAAAAACAAAAAAUCUUACUCCCUUACAAUCGCCAUAUUUGCAAGAUAUGAUUGCGGUAUUAUAUUUGCCACCUAAAAGGAAACCAUUUAAACCACUUCCUCUUCCAAAUUUAGACGAUCUUAACGAGCCAUAUGAAGAAGAGCCUACCAUACCCAAACCGCCACCACCUCCGCCUCCGCCUCCGCCUCCUAAAAAGAGACUACAUCGCUCGUUUUGUGAUAAGUUAGCAGGUUUCGUGAAAAUUGAACCAUACUCUUCGGUCACCACAGUCGCUGUAAAAACUUUUACUCAAAGAAGCCAAGGUCAUAAGCUUCGAGGAUCUAAAAUGUGUGUAGAGGUAAAGAAAAGUUAUGGUAUCAGCAUGUCACGACCGAGUAAAAGUUUAAAACGAAGAAAGCUUACUGCUCCUAAUACUGGUAUUCCAAAUGCGCAAUAUCAGAUCCACGGUGUUUAUAAAAUACACGGAAAAACAGUAUUCGUGCUUGGAAAUGUCUCUAUAUUACCCCCAGAUGGUGAUCUGAUUAAUGGUGGUUAUAAAUAUAUCGGCGGAGAAUACAUUAACAUACAUUGUGGUUUCCGAGCAAAACCACCACCUCCGAAACCUGAACCUUGUGAUUGCGUCAAGAAAUGGCAAAACACCGUGUUGAAGUAUGUGAAGGAAAAUAAAUGUGUAUGUGGACAUCAUUACGAUUAUGGAAACGAAGGCACAUUUGGUCCAGAAGAACUCCCAUACUUUCAAAAGGCAACGAAAUUUUCUCCUUAUCAAUUCAACUAUCAAACGAUUUACAACCUCGAUCAAAAGCAUCUUUACAUCGAAAAAGAAUUUAAAAGAAUUUGGGACACAGACAGCGCGCUUCACAUAGGUGAUGGUGUUGUCCUAGAAAAGAAAGAUAAGAAAAAGAAAAAAGCUAAAAAAUCUUCCGCAACGUGUCUCGGUGAAGCUCCGAAACCAGAAGACUACUUAAAAUGUGCCUUGCGCCAAAUGAGGCGUAUCAAUAUUGCGGCUAAAUUACCAGAUAUUCAUUUAGUACCCGAAUUGAAAGAGUGGAUGAGAAUGCGCAUUUACGGUCCCUUCACGCGAUAUGCGAAGAAAGAAAUGUUACGCAAAAGUAUAGCUUUUUGGCAGACGUUCUUGACGUUAGCACAAAAGAGUUUCGGGCAUGUUUCUCCUAAGAAAGACCCAAUGUAUGCUGGUCACACCAAUUGGAUACAUAAACAAGAGUUGAAUGAUAAAUUUCGGAAAUCCUCUUUUCAAUAUAAAUUGGAGCUAUAUAGGUCAUACGCGAGAAUAAACAAUUUGCUGUGGCGGACGAUGUGCCAAGCGGAAUUCCCAGAUAAAAAGUUUCGUGAAAUAUAUUUUUCAUAUCUCUAUGGUCGCAUAGAAGAUUUGCACUUAAUGCAUCCGUAUAGCACAAAAGAGACGUUGGAACGUAAGUUUGCUAUGGCCAAGAAGCGAUAUGUUUGUCCUCCCCACGGUGUUGAGCCACAAGAAUAACUUUUUGUCAUAAAAUCACUGGACAUUAAAAUGCAUUUUCAAUUUAAUAACGGUAAUUAUGUGUCAAAUAAUGAACCUGAGUCAUAAAAAUUGCUAAAAAUAGGUAUAUAUUUAAUAUAGAUAUAGUCGUACGUCCUAAA